CUUGAUCAUGCCACGUUAGAACCCAAAAAAGUCACCGUUUUGGACCUUGCUUUGCAAAUUCAUUGGUACCAUAUCAUUGGGUUGGUACUGUACAUCUGGGCAUCAGUACAUCAGCACAGAUGUCAUGUAAUUCUUGCCAAUCUAAGGAAAAAUAAAUCUGGAAAAGUUGUAACCAUGAACCAUGUUGAGCCCAAUGGAGACUGGUUUGAGAGGGUGUCCUGUCCACAUUAUUUUGCGGAGCUGCUGAUUUAUAUAUCUAUCUCUUUUCUGUUUGGAUUGGGUCAUACAACAUGGUGGCUGGUGGUUAUGUUUGUGCUAUUCAACCAGUCAUUGGCUGCUAUUUUAUGUCAUGAAUUCUAUCAUGAGAAGUUUGACAAUUAUCCUGCUCACAGGAAAGCUUUCAUACCAUAUGUAUUUUAA
This is a messenger RNA of Staurois parvus, 420 nucleotides long. The record is from the annotation of a GenBank genome assembly. Lineage: Eukaryota; Metazoa; Chordata; Amphibia; Anura; Ranidae.